GUUACAGAAAUCGGACAGGCCUUAGAGAGCACUACUAAUUUGAUCAAUUAAAUUAAUAGUGAUAUAUAUUUUUAUAACGAAAAAAUGGCUAUACAUCAGAUGGUGAAGUAUUUUCUAAAGGCCUCCUGUUUUGUGGCUAGCAUAAUCUUUCUUGCAGCUGUACCAGGUCUUCCACCACAUACAACAUUUCCAACCGCAGAGUUUAAUGUAACUCUUCCACGUGAACUUGAGGGUCCUUUAGCUAUAAAUAAACUGCUCGAUUAUGCAGACCACAUACUAAAAAAUGAAAUUAAUGGUCCCGAAACUAUAAUCGGUCGCGGUGAUACAGUGUAUAUGGGUCUUAAUGGUGGCAAUGUAGCAAUAUUUAAGAAAGGAUUAGUGAUGCCCAUUUUUCAGAUUGGAAAGCCAUGCAAAAGACGCAGUUUUGACGAGGCCGUGUGCGGUCGUCCGCUUGGGUUGGCAUUUGAUACGAAGGGUAAUAAUAUAAUUGUGGCUGAUGCAUACUAUGGAAUUUGGAGAGUAGAUCUUAAAAAGUAUAGAAAAACGUUGUUAGUAUCGCCAAAGCAAAUUUUGCCAGGAAAGUUUAUUAACCGCAAAGCAAAAAUAUUCAACGGUGUAGCAGUUGACUCGAAAGGCGAUAUCUAUUGGACUGACUCUUCAUCAGAUUUUACAUUCGAAGAUUCAGUACUUGCAGGCUUAACAAAUCCAUCAGGACGACUUUUUAAAUAUGAUCGUUCAAAAAAUAUCAGCACCGUUUUGCUCGAUGAACUUUUCUUUGCAAAUGGUGUUGCUAUAAGUCCUCAAGAAGAUUUCGUCGUUGUUGCUGAAACUGGUGGUAUGCGUUUAAUGAAAUAUUAUGUAGAUGGUAUUCGUACUGGUGAAAGUGAAAUAUUUAUUGAUGGUCUUCCUGGUCAUCCCGAUAAUUUGACUCCUGAUGAAAAUGGUAUAUGGGUGCCAUUAGUAAGUUCAGCGGAUAAAAAUAAUCCAUCAGGAUUUGCUGCACUUUCACAGUCUCCACAAAAACGCGAAUUUAUAAUAAGACUAUUGACAAUCUUUGAAAUGCCAUUUAAAUUCGUGGAACAUAUAAUACCGAAUCCUUUUUCUAAAUAUUUCAUUCAUUUCAUCGGUCACAGCAAGAUGUUUUCUGCUCUGUUACCAAAACGUACUACAAUCAUUCGAUUGGAUUGGAAUGGAAAUAUUGUCGGUGCUAUGCAUGGAUUUGAUGGUUCUGCCAGUAUGGUUUCACAUGUUUAUGAGAGUGGAAAGGAGCUUUUACUCGGUUCGCCAGUUAAUCGUUAUGUAACACGGGUUUUUUUGAAGGUUAAAUAAA
Messenger RNA from Teleopsis dalmanni, 1330 nucleotides. RefSeq names its product adipocyte plasma membrane-associated protein-like. The transcript has 4 exons. Gene Ontology annotation, molecular function: strictosidine synthase activity. The coding region runs from base 85 to 1329 and encodes 414 amino acids. The record is from RefSeq and is a predicted model, not a curated record. Lineage: Eukaryota; Metazoa; Arthropoda; Insecta; Diptera; Diopsidae. Gene Ontology annotation, biological process: biosynthetic process.